Messenger RNA from Mandrillus leucophaeus (drill), 918 nucleotides. It is a transcript of the gene C1QL1, whose product is annotated as complement component 1, q subcomponent-like 1. Gene Ontology annotation, molecular function: protein binding. The transcript is spliced from 2 exons. The annotation marks the transcript as partial. NCBI's taxonomy places the organism in Eukaryota, Metazoa, Chordata, Mammalia, Primates, Cercopithecidae. The record is from RefSeq and is a predicted model, not a curated record.
GCCAUCAGCACGGCCACCUACACCACGGUGCCGCGCGUGGCCUUCUACGCCGGCCUCAAGAACCCCCACGAGGGUUACGAGGUGCUCAAGUUUGACGACGUGGUCACCAACCUAGGCAACAACUACGACGCGGCCAGCGGCAAGUUUACGUGCAACAUUCCCGGCACCUACUUUUUCACCUACCAUGUCCUCAUGCGCGGCGGCGACGGCACCAGUAUGUGGGCAGACCUCUGCAAGAAUGGCCAGGUGCGGGCCAGUGCUAUUGCCCAGGACGCGGAUCAGAACUAUGACUACGCCAGCAACAGCGUGAUCCUGCACCUGGACGCCGGCGACGAGGUCUUCAUCAAGCUCGAUGGAGGCAAAGCACACGGCGGCAACAGCAACAAAUACAGCACGUUCUCUGGCUUCAUCAUCUACUCCGACUGAGCUCCCCGUGUCCCUCCACCCACGUCCCUCACCCCCGCGGGAUCCCCUCCGGGCGGGGCAGACGAUGACUCGCCCCUGCCCACCCGCUCGCCGCCCGGCCCUCCCCGGCUAUGACGCCCCCGGCCCGUGCUCACCACCGCCUGGGCCACGGCUAGGCCCUCCCGCCGGCUCGCUGCAGAGCCGGGCCCAGCGCGCCCUGUCCCCGUGCCCGGGAGCCGGGGUUGACCGCCCCCGCCCGGCCCACGCUAUAUAUUUGUACAAUAGGACUGUUUACUGCCCACCUCCGCCUGCCAGCCCACCCCAGCCUGGGGAGAGGUCGCGGCGGCGGGGUUGCUUCCUGCGCUCUGAGAUGAGCUGCCCUUGGCUCCCUCCGGGGUGGCGCGCCCAGGGAAAGGGGGAGUUGGGGACUGGAUUGCUUCCCAGCACCCUCAGAGCCCCUGCCCGGCUGUGCCCCGUCUGACCAAAGCUAUAAUAAAAACAUUGUCACCCCGC